Molecule: messenger RNA, 637 nt
Organism: Coffea eugenioides
Lineage: Eukaryota; Viridiplantae; Streptophyta; Magnoliopsida; Gentianales; Rubiaceae
Product: glycine-rich cell wall structural protein-like
Exons: 2
Coding region: 48-491 (147 amino acids)
Source: RefSeq, a predicted model, not a curated record
CCCGAAAUCAGUUUUCAAUACAUAAAAUUAAUUUUCCUUGAGCAAAAAUGGGUUCCAAGACGCUCCUUUUCUUUUGCAUCUCCUUGGCAAUAGUUCUUACUAUUGCCUCACAGGUGGCUGCUAGGGAAUUGGCUGAGACUACCACGUCAGCUGAGAAUUCCAAGACAGAUGAGACAACUGGUGUAGAAGAAGGCAAGUACGGUGGAGGCUAUGGAGGUUAUGGAGGAUAUCCAGGUUAUGGUGGCUACGGAGGACGUGGUGGUUAUGGGGGCUACGGAGGACGUGGUGGUUAUGGUGGCUACGGAGGACGUGGUGGUUAUGGCGGCUACGGAGGACGUGGUGGUUAUGGUGGCUACGGAGGACGUGGUGGUUAUGGCGGAUAUCCUGGGGGUGGCUAUGGAGGACGUGGUGGUUAUGGGGGAUAUCCUGGAGGUGGCUAUGGCCAUGGUGGAUAUCCUGGUCAGGCUGUGGAUGCUGAGCCUCAGAACUAACAAAGCCAGCGAGCAAGUUAUGAUGUAAUAUAUGUACUCCAUAUAGCACUGUGAAGUACGAAUAAGAGCUGGAUUGUUAUGUAAUAUGGACUCCAUAUAUUUGCUAGUUCAAUAUUUAAUCACUCCAUGUCUCUUUUCUUGAGCAA